AAAACCUAGGUUUAUAAGAUGCCCACAAAAACAUUAAUUUUCUAAUUGUCUGGUAAUUAAUUGUAAAAGCGAAUAAUAAAAUUCCAAUUUUACAUAAAAUAUCCUCGUUCAUUUAUAAAUUUAUGUCUGUUCUCGUCUCUCAAAGAUCGAGUACUGAUUCAAACGAAACGCCCCUCUUUGCUAUUAUCCAUGGCUGGAGUCAAUAAUCUUUCAAAGAUGAAAAAAAAAAGAAAAAACAAAUCCAAUAUUAGAAAACCGACCUGAUGGUGGUGGCGAUUUUCGUGCGAUUCGGGUGUGGGAGCAGUGUUACAGAUUGCCUGUCUGACUGUUGCUGGUGUUGAAGCAUACUGGAACCUUGCUGAAGGGAGUUAAGAUUUGACUGGAUUACAUUAACCCCGGAUUGUGAGGAUAAGGAGUUAACAUAAGUUUGUUGAGGAGCACUAACAGGGUUUUGUUGGAGUGAGCUAACAGGAACCUGUUGUAGGGAGUUUACAGCAUUUCCUGGUCCUGAAUCUAAAUUGGAAUUUGGUUGCAUUGAAUUCAUCAUACUCUGCUGUGUUGUAGAUACACCAGACAGAGAAUUAUGCUGCAUGUUUGGUAUAUUAUUCUGCUGCAUUGUUGCUAUAGAGCCUUGCAUAUUUGAUGAACUGAGAAUUAAUUUGAUUUUCAUGAGACUGCACUUGUGUAACUUGGGAUUGUGACUGUGACAUGGAAUGCAUAUGUGGUGGGGGAAGCUGUCCAGGUAUGUUUUUCUUAGGCCUAUUUGUAUUUAUAAAAUUAAUAAUCUGCUUCCCAUAUGAACCCAGUUUCUCCUUGAAACUAGGUGAGAGUGAGAUAUUACUCUUGGAAACCUGAAGGAAUGUUAUAAUUCGCUCCAGCAUCAUUUUANACACCUUCAGCUUAUCAAGCUGCUCUGACUUUGGUUGUUGUGGAAGAGAAUCCUGCUGAUAAACAAAGAAAAGAUACAAGCAAAUAAAGUUCCAGACCAUACACCAAUUUUCCAGGACUGGCACGAACAGAUAAUCUGAAUCUUUCAUUUUAUAACCCAUAAACUAUGGACAUGAAAAAACCGAAAAAAGGAAGACCCCAGGACAUGCAACGUAAAACGAUAAGUGGAAGAGAUAGAAAGGUUAAAAAAAAACAGGCAAUGGGUUAUGAGCAAGCGAAAGUUGUAGAUGGGUGUUCCUCGUAUGUUGCUAUCAUCAAAAGACAUAACUCAUUCUCUGUAGAAGUAGAUGGAGCUUGUGUGGUCAGGGCCACAUCCAUCGUCUGAAAGUGAUCUGAAAAUUCCAUUUUCAGAGAAUCCUCCACCUUGCUCAAAGCCAGUGCUAGCUUCCAUGGAUAUCCCAAAGGAGAAGAAGGAGGACCAAGAACAUCCCUAUGAGUCAAAGCCAGAACUCAACCUCAUAAACUGUAUCGAUACAAAUUUGUCCAUGAACUCCUCAGAAUCAUGUCAUGGAGGAGGACACGGUGAUGAAUUGGAGCCAAGGAUAUUCUCAUGCAACUACUGCCAAAGGAAGUUUUAUAGUUCGCAGGCCCUUGGGGGACACCAGAAUGCGCAUAAGCGUGAAAGAACUUUGGCAAAAAGAGGACACAGAGCUGCUGCUGCUGCUGCAGUUCCAACAGAUUUUGCACACAGGUAUUCCAGCAUGGCUUCUCUGCCUCUGCAUGGCUCCUAUAACAGGUCACUGGGAAUUCAGGCACAUUCCACGAUCAACAAACGCUCUUUUCAAACACAAACACCUUGUUUUGGUUUGUCCCAUAGUCAUGCUCAAAACUGGUGGCAGAAGCAGCCUUUGUACUCACAACAACAGGCAACUGGGGCAGAAUCUGAAUCACCCUUGGCUGGUGGCAUCCAACGGCUAGGGAAGUUUUCUCCAAGGCUGGUGCCUGAGGGAUUUGGAGGCUACUGGUUGGACAGUGUUCACCAUUUGAAGACUAAACAAGAGGAGUUGCACAAGCUUGACUUGUCCCUCAAACUCUAAGUGCAAUGCAGCCCUUCAUGGCAUUUCAUAUAUAGCACAUAUUAAUUGCGUCUUUUCUCUUUUUCAACAAGAUCUUUCUAUCUUUUCUUUUUCUAUUUGUGCUCAUGUAUCAAUCACUAGUUGCAGCAGCUGUAAAUGCAUUUUAGCCGCAUAAAAACUAAAGUCCGUGUCUUGAUAUUAUUUGCUUUGGUUUGAAUUAAUGGAUUCUUCUGGGUUCAUUUGGAAGUUAACAAACCUUCCUGG
Messenger RNA from Vigna radiata var. radiata (mung bean), 2228 nucleotides. Its product is annotated as zinc finger protein 1-like. The transcript has 5 exons. The record is from RefSeq and is a predicted model, not a curated record. Gene Ontology annotation, biological process: negative regulation of abscisic acid-activated signaling pathway. NCBI's taxonomy places the organism in Eukaryota, Viridiplantae, Streptophyta, Magnoliopsida, Fabales, Fabaceae. The coding region runs from base 1236 to 1985 and encodes 249 amino acids.